Molecule: messenger RNA, 994 nt
Organism: Capsella rubella
Lineage: Eukaryota; Viridiplantae; Streptophyta; Magnoliopsida; Brassicales; Brassicaceae
Product: agamous-like MADS-box protein AGL6
Exons: 8
Coding region: 76-834 (252 amino acids)
Biological process (GO): positive regulation of transcription by RNA polymerase II
Cellular component (GO): nucleus
Molecular function (GO): DNA-binding transcription factor activity, RNA polymerase II-specific; protein dimerization activity; RNA polymerase II cis-regulatory region sequence-specific DNA binding
Source: RefSeq, a predicted model, not a curated record
CCUUUGACGAUCUACACUUUUAAAAGCUACCAAUUCUUGAGAAAAAGAAAUCAGAAUCAAGAAAAGGAGAGAGAGAUGGGAAGAGGGAGAGUGGAAAUGAAGAGGAUAGAGAACAAGAUCAAUAGACAAGUGACCUUCUCAAAAAGAAGGAACGGUUUGCUGAAGAAAGCUUAUGAGCUUUCUGUUCUCUGUGAUGCUGAAGUUGCUCUCAUCAUCUUCUCAAGCCGUGGCAAGCUCUACGAGUUCGGUAGUCUUGGAAUUUCAAGAACAAUCGAACGGUAUAAUCGUUGUUACAACUGUUCUCUGGGAAAUAAUAAGCCUGAAGAGACUACACAGAGUUGGUGUCAGGAGGUGACGAAGCUUAAAUCCAAAUACGAAUCUCUUGUUCGCACUAAUAGGAAUUUGCUUGGAGAAGAUCUUGGAGAAAUGGGUGUGAAGGAACUGCAAGCGCUCGAGAGGCAACUCGAAGCUGCUCUUACCGCUACUCGACAGCGGAAGACACAAGUUAUGAUGGAAGAAAUGGAAGAUCUUAGGAAAAAGGAGAGACAACUAGGAGACAUAAACAAACAACUCAAGAUUAAGUUUGAGAGCGAAGGCUAUGCUUUCAAAACGUUUCAAGAAUUAUGGGCAAACUCGGGUGCAUCGGUGGGGGCUGUUCCUAACAAUUCCGAAUUCCCGGUUGAGACAUCUCAUCCAAAUUCAAUGGAUUGCAACACCGAACCCUUUUUACAAAUAGGGUUUCAACAACAUUACUACGUGCAAGGUGAAGGGUCUUCGGUAACAAAGAGCAAUGUGGCAAGUGAGACCAAUCUCGUCCAAGGAUGGGUUCUUUGAGUCUCAGUUGACUAGACCAUGAUGCCACGCCCCACGCUCAGGCCAAUAUAUUUCAGCUCUGCAGUUGUUUUUUAUACAAUUUUCUUAUUAAAAACAAAAAACAAACUUAUGUAUGUUUACUAAAUUGUUUCAUUUAAUUUCCAGCAGUCAUUUGAAUCUA